Acaulospora colombiana is the source of this 482-nucleotide messenger RNA. Lineage: Eukaryota; Fungi; Glomeromycota; Glomeromycetes; Diversisporales; Acaulosporaceae. The record is from the annotation of a GenBank genome assembly.
GCUCCUUGUCUCGAGCUCCAACUCCACAUUCACGUUCUGCAGAUGAGGAGGCAUUCUUGGAAUGCAGCGAAGCUAUCAAAGCCAAUCUAGGAGACGUCAACAUUAUCAAAAAAGUUAGCGAUAAAGAAAAAAAAUGGUGGGUUGAUGGAAAUUAUAAUGGUAUCGAUGAGGAAAGACUGCCUUUGCGUCUCAUGGAAAAUGUAACGUACCGUGAAUAUGAAAAGAAAAGUGAAAUCUCAAACGCGGGCAGAUUUUGGGAGUUUGAUGAUGGCGCUGUGAUCAUAUAUGAGUUGCCAAACCGUGAUCAUGAAGUCGCACACGGAGAAUUCGCUUUUCAAUUUAUGUCUACUUUUUCCAAUCUAUCAUUUCAAGACCGCGUUUCUAGUAUUGGAGCGACAAGGCGAAGAUCUGCUAGACAACCGGAUGCUUCAUUUGUGCCAAAUCGCUUACCCAUACCAUCUCCUCAUCCAAGUGAUGCUCCG